AUGAAGAAAACCAGUUCUUCUUUAUGGAGCAAUGAUAGUGGUUCAGUUUCCAUAGAAAGAAGCUCUAGCAAAGGAAAUCUUCAAAUUAUGUUGGACGAAGGGGAAUAUGCUCCUUUUACAUCUACUCCUAUGUUAGAGAGCAAUUUUAUUCAGGUCAACAAGAGAGGAGAGUCCGUCUACCUUCAUAACCGAGCCAACUGGGUGACUGUAGGCAUCUGUGCUUCUAGCCCCAAUCUCAAUUUUCCCAAUGUGAUGUUGCUGGCACACCUGGAAUCUAACUCCAAGAAGGAUGAUGAGCCGACAUUUGAUGAUGUCUUGAACCCCACCUCUGAAGUUCAACUGGUGCUCAGCAGGGUUCUCCCCUUGCAGUUUGUGACUAUUUCUGUUCAUGAUGCUCCGAAAAUGUGCCUCAAAAUAAAGCUGGUGAGUGGACAUGCCUACUAUCUUCAGCUCUGCGCCCCCUCACAUAAACAGGAUGUUCUAUUCCAACAAUGGAUUGAGCUCAUCUCUCUCUUGGAGUCUGCUAUAAAAUCACAGAAGGCCACUGCCUUUACAGUAGACCAAAAACUUUCGAAAGUCCAUGAGAACACGGACAAAAUGACCAAUGCUGAGGAUGAUAUUCAAAUAAACAAGAUAAGUGAGCAGCUUGUGCAUUUACAAGAUCCAAAAAGUGAUAGUAUCCUUGAGAAUGAGCCGUCUAAUAAUAUCAUAAUCUCUGAAGUAACUUUUGAAGAAUGUGAGAGUAAAUCAGAAGUGAAUAAUCAAACCAACUUGAAACAAAGUGUAACUGUUAUACAAAAGGAGAUAAAUGAUCCUAACUUUGAUGAAAAGAAGAUUGUUGUUACAGAGCCAGCCACCGAGGCAGAAGAGUUAAGGGAUUCCAGAAAUGAUUUAGUCACUACAGGCUUGUAUAGUUUUUCAGUUUUCCCUCUGGUUAGCCUUUCUUUUCCUUUCUCUACUUUCCUCUAA
Trichosurus vulpecula (common brushtail) is the source of this 969-nucleotide messenger RNA. RefSeq names its product family with sequence similarity 71 member D (gene GARIN2). Lineage: Eukaryota; Metazoa; Chordata; Mammalia; Diprotodontia; Phalangeridae. The record is from RefSeq and is a predicted model, not a curated record. Gene Ontology annotation, cellular component: nucleus. The transcript is spliced from 6 exons. The coding region runs from base 1 to 969 and encodes 322 amino acids.